AUGUUGAUUUGCGUGGACAAAAUUUGUGCUAACUAGUGCCAAGAUUGACUAACUCUGAAGCACUGUUACAACAAUCUAUAGAAUCGAAUCAUGUCUUUCUUUAUAAAGAAAAAAGGACCUCCAAAGGUUUUCAAAAAGAGCGAGAAUUCAUCCGGUUCAAAACGAAAGGUAAGGAGGUAGCUAACGUUAGCUAGCUACACGUAGCUAGCUGUCUACCUAGCUACUACAAUGCUAGCUAUCUUAACUUUCUUCUGAUCUGUGAUGUUGGUUUAGAAUGAUGGAGACACGGGAAACAAACUCAAGAAGAAGCUCAAUUCAAAGCACAAUGAAGAAAUCUCCAGCGACUCUGAAACAGAAGGGUAGGCUUACUUACUGUAGUUGGCUGGCUGACCAGUUAGCUAUCUAAGUUGGCGAGCAAACUGAUUAAUUUUUAGCUGUGUGAGUGGACAAAACAUCAGUUGAAACAAUAUCGUUAUGUAGCCCUGCAGUGCACAGAAAAAGGAGGGCCAAUGUCGAAGAAGAGUUUGAUGAGACUCCACAGGAAAAGAAACUACGAUUAGCCAAGCUCUACCUUGACCAAUUGAGGGAUGAGGGUAAGGGAGUAACGUUAGCUAGCUACUGUAACUAUUAAUUGAACUGUGCUAAAUUGCUUUAUAUAAAACGUUGUGUUUAAGUGCUUGUUUGGAAUCUGAUGCUUCACUGUUCUGUCUUCAUGUCUUAUCAAUAGAAGAAAAGAAGGCAGAGGAAGAGUCUUUUGAGACUGACCUGAUAGCUGGAAGACUUCAAGAAGAAGUGGUAAGUGUACUAGCUCCAACAUUGUAAUGCUGAUUAUAGCUCUAAUAUACAUCACAAGUCCUUUUAUGAAUAUGGUAUUGACCUUAUAGUGACCAAGUUCUGUUUUCCUCAGCUUGAGCAGAAAGGAAAGCUUCAACGGAUGGUUGCAAAAGAUGUGAGUAUCUGUGUUGGGUGUCUCCCAUAAAAGCACUCUCUGUGUAUGUCCAUCCAGUAUCCACACAGUAUUAGUUUUCUAUGGCCCAUAGUGAGUUGUGUAACACCAAAGCUGUGGUCAUUGAGUAGGGCACAUUGAAAAAUGAAAACAAACGUUUUUGAUUGGACCUACCCAUUUCUGUCCACUUCUGUUUCGUGCCUACUAAACACAACCCCUAUGUUGUCAUGGUUUCCAGCUCCUGCCACCAGACACAUCAGAGAUUCGUAUGUUGCGAGGCCACAAGCUGCCAGUCACCUGUCUGGUCAUCUCUCCUGAUGACAAGCAUGUCUUCUCCGCUGCCAAAGACUGCUCCAUCAUCAAAUGUGAGUCAACAUUAUAUUUGUUUGUUUACUUUCUUCUCCAAAAUAAUCAAAGAUAUGUUUGAUGUUGUACUGAAAUAGACUGCACAAAAUCUGUCAUGCUACCUAAAAUGCAACACAGUUAAAGUGCGCUUACUCAUGUAUUCUCCCAUUUUCUUCUGUAACUGCAGGGGAUGUAGAGAAUGGUAAGAGACUGCACACAAUAGCUGGUGGGAGGAAAGGAACAGAGGAUCGCCAUGUUGGACAUACAGCCCAUGUCCUGUGUAUGUCCAUAUCAUCGGACGGCAAGUACCUGGCAACGGGUGACAUUAAUAAGUUGAUCAUGAUUUGGGAGGCAGCAACAUGUAAACACCUGUACAAGUUCACAGGACAUAGAGGCCCUGUGUCGGUAAGCUCUUCUUCCUUUAAAAUGUUAUUUCUUUUAAAUUCAUAUUAUUUUUGUCGCACCCUCUCACAAACUGAGCCAUCUGUUCUCCACAGGGCCUGUCCUUCAGGAGGGGCACCCAUGACCUGUACAGUGCCUCUCACGACCGCUCCAUCAAGGUGUGGAACGUGGACGAAAACGCCUAUGUGGAAACCCUGUGAGUAGCUGACUAGUAAUGUCUGUGUGUUUCUUCAGGUUGGCAUAAGAAUUGUUUGUGUUUUAUUGACCGUGUGUUUGUCUCCCUAGAUUUGGUCACCAGGAUGUGAUCACGGGGCUGGACAGUGGGAGUCGGGAGCGCUGUGUGACUGCAGGGGGGAGGGACCGCACUGUGAGGGUGUGGAAGAUUGCUGAGGAGUCCCAGCUAGUGUUCCAUGGCCAUGAGUGAGUCUUCCUGGACUCCUUUCUCUCUCUUUCUCUGUGUUAGUCAGUCUGACAACACUGUAUAGAGUCUGUUGGUCCGAGACAGUGUCUAUUGUCCUUGUGUGUUAACCUACUGGGACUGCUCCUCCCACUCUCGCUCAGGGGCUCCAUCGACUGUAUCCAGCUCAUUAAUGAAGAACACAUGAUAACAGGCGCUGAUGAUGGGUACGUGUUUGGAUUUAUACUCCACUAGGUGUCAUCAUACUUCACACCUGUAGAGGUUCUGUAACCACUUUGUGACUUCUCCCCAAACGGCACAGUAUGGUGUCUUACAAAUGUUUUCAUUAGUCAAAAACGAUUUCUCUUCCUCACCCCAGCUCCGUCUCCCUCUGGAGUGUGAACAAGAAGAAGCCCCUCAGCACGGUGAAGGCAGCCCAUGGGCGGCAUGGCGACUUCGGGCUGGAGCAGCCCUACUGGGUGGCAGCCGUGGCAGCUCUGCAGAACUCUGACACUGUAGCCUCAGGUACCACCGGCUGUGAGAGUCAGCAGCUUUAUAACACUCGUCUGCACACAGCUCUGUCUCGUCUAUACACACACAGCUCUGUCUCGUCUAUACACACACAGCUCUGUCUCGUCUAUACACACACACAGCUCUGUCUCGUCUAUGCACACACAGCUCUGUCUCGUCUAUGCACACACAGCUCUGUCUCGUCUAUGCACACACAGCUCUGUCUCGUCUAUACACACACACACAGCCCUGUCUCGUCUAUACACACACACACAGCUCUGUCUCGUCUAUACACACACACACAGCUCUGUCUCGUCUAUACACACACACACAGCUCUGUCUCGUCUAUACACACACACAGCUCUGUCUCGUCUAUACACACACAGCUCUGUCUCGUCUAUGCACACACAGCUCUGUCUCGUCUAUACACACACAGCUGUGUCUCGUCUAUGCACACACAGCUCUGUCUCGUCUAUGCACACACGGCUCUGUCUCGUCUAUGCACACACAGCUCUGUCUCGUCUAUACACACACAGCUCUGUCUCGUCUAUGCACACACAGCUCUGUCUCGUCUAUACACACACAGCUCUGUCUCGUCUAUACACACACAGCUCUGCAGAACUAUUGACACCGUAGCUUCGGCUGUGAACGUCCUCUUCGCCAGCUUUGCUAUACACUGUCUCAUCUAUACACACCGUGUGUGAGUUAUUAGUAAUGAUCAACCCCAAACUUCCAGCUCUCCUUGCUAUAAUGCGUACUGUAAAUCUGUAGUGUGAUACUCUAUAUUAGUGCGCAAUCCUUGGUCCUAUACACUCCCCUCCAUAUUUAGUUGGACGGUGAAGCUAAAGUGUGUAAAUUCGGCUCUACUCUAACAUCCAACAAGUUUGUAGAGUCACAAGUUAUUACGUGCUAGCAAUAUGGGAGCAAAUACUAAACUUUUGACUACUUUGUCCAAAGACUUAUGGAAAAAUAACUUAUUCAAAUGGGGGGGGCAAGAUGCAUAAAGUGCUAUCAUUUCUAAUCGGAUAAAUAUAUAUGUAUUAAAAUACUGUACUGUCACCUCAAACAUUUGAUCUCAAAUCCAAAAUGUUGGAGUAUAGAGCCAAAUGUACCAAUUUUAGCUUCACUGUCCAAAUAAAUAUGGAGGGGAGUGUAUUAGGAGUUGACUGCUAAUAUUUACCUGUCCAAUUGAUGCUGGAAUUGAACAACUGUUGUCACUUGGUAGGUUCACACAACUCUAAGGUGCAGCUAUGGAAGUGUGGCCAGGGGUUCCGUCACCUGGAGCCUCUCUUCAGCAUCCCUGUGGUAAGCAAGUCCCAGCUACACUGCUCCAUACCUAAUAAUAAUAUGCCAUUUAGCAGACGCUUUUAUGCAAAGCGACUUACAGUCAUGCGUGCAUACUUUUUUUUUUUUGUGUAUGGGUGGUCCCGGGGAUCGAACCCACUACCCUGGCGUUACAAGCGCCGUGCUCUACCAGCUGAGCUACAGACUCCCCCCUGCAGUCACCCAUUUAAAAAAAAUAUAUAUAUAUUUCUCCUUUUUUAUUUAGCCAGUUGAGAACAAGUUCUCAUUUACAACUCUGACCUGGCCAAGAUAAAGCAAAGCAGUGCGAUUUAAAAACAACAACAGAGUUACAUAUGGAAUAAACAAAACAAUGUCAAUAACACAAUAUAAAAUCUAUAUACAGUGUGUGCAAAUGUAGUAAUUUAUGUAGGUAAAGCAAUAAAUAGGCCAUGGUGCAAAAUAAUUACAAUUUAGUAUUACACUGGAGUGAUAGAUGUGCAGAGAUGAUGUGCAAAUAGAGAUACUGGGUGCAAAUUUAGCAAAAUAAAUAACAUUUACAUUACAUUUUAUCAUUUAGCAGACGCUCUUAUCCAGAGCGACUUACAUUUAGCGCAUACAUUAUUUUAUCGAACCCCAACCCUGGCGUUGCAAACGCCAUGCUCUACCAACGGAGCUAACAUCCCUGCCGGCCAUUCCCUCCCCUACCCUGGACAACUCUGGGCCACUUUUGCGCCGCCCCCAUGGGGUUCUCCCGUCGCGGCGGCUCGCCAGAGCUGGAUGCGAACCAGAUCUCAGUGGCAUCAGGCUAGCACUGCGAUGCAGUGCUUAGACCACUGCGCCACUCGGGAGACAUACAAUGUAAAUAACAAUAGGGAGGAGUAGUUGGGUGUGGCUAAUUACAGAUGGCUGUGUACAGGUGCAGUGAUCGGUAAGCCUGCUCUGAACAACUGAUCUUAAAGUUAGUGAGGGAGAUAAAAGUCUCCAGCUUCAGAGAUUUUUGCAGUUCGUUCCAGUCAUUUGGCAGCAGAGAACUGGAAGGAAUGGCGGCCAAAGGAGGUGUUGGCUUUGGGGAUGACCAGUGAGAUAUACCUGCUGGAAUGCAUACUAUGAGUGUGUGUUGCUAUGGUGACCAAUGAUCUAAGAUAAGGCAGGGAUUUGCCUAGAAGUGAUUUAUAGGUGACCUGGAGCCAGUGGGUUUGGCGACGAAUAUGUAGUGAGGGCCAGCCAACGAGAGCGUACAGGUCACAAUGGUGGGUAGUAUAUGGGGCUUUGGUGACAAAACGGAUGGCACUGUGAUAGACUACAUCCAAUUUGCUGAGUAGAGUGUUGGAAGCUAUUUUGUAAAUUACAUCGCCGAAGUCAAGGAUCGGUAGGAUAGUCAGUUUUACGAGGGCAUGUUUAGCAGCAUGAGUGAAGGAGGCUUUGUUGUGAAAUAGGAAACCGGUUCUAGAUUUAACUUUGGAUUGGAGAUUCUUAAUGUGAGUCUGGAAGGAGAGUUUACGGUCUAACCAGACACCUAGGUAUUUGUAGUUGUCCACAUAUUCUAAGUCAGACCCGCCGAGAGUAGUGAUUCUAGUCGGGCGGGUGCAAGCAGCGUUCGAUUGAAGAGCAUGCGUUUAAGAGCAGUUGGAGUUGGACGCCACGGAAGUAGUGUUGUAUGGCAUUGACGCUCGUUUGGAGGUUUGUUAACAGUGUCCAAUGAAGGGCCAGAUGUAUACAAAAUGGUGUUGUCUGCGUAGAGGUGGAUCUGAGAGUCACCAGCAGCAAGAGCGACAUCAUUGAUAUACACAGAGAAUAGAGUCGGCCCAAUAAUUGAACCCUGUGGCACCCCCAUAGACUGCCAUAGGUCCAGACAACAGGCCCUCCGAUUUGACACAUUGAACUCUAUCUGAGAAGUAGUUGGUGAGGCAGUCAUUUGAGAAACCAAGGCUAUUUAGUCUGCCAAUAAGAAUGCGGUGAUUGACAGUCAAAAGCCUUGGCCACGUCGAUGAAGACAGCUGCACAGUACUGUCUGUACUGUCUUUUAUCGAUCGCGGUUAUUCUAUCGCUUAGGACCUUAAAUGCGUUGCAUUCAAUCAUUGUGUAGCAUGACAAUGUGGUAAACACCAUUGGAUGUCAUUCAAACAUUAAGCAUUGAGCCUAUUUGUAUCAAAUAAAAUGUAAUUGGUCACAUACACAUAUUUAGCAGAUGUUAUAGUGGGUGUAGCGAAAUGCUUGUAUAGGCCUAUGUGUAUGAGAAAUUGACUAGUACGAGUGUUCUGCAUUAAAACAUCUGUCUUCUCACUAAAGCAUUCUGUCUCCUCUCUCUUGUAGACUGGUUUUGUCAACAGUCUGAAGUUCUCCAGCUCUGGAAAGUUCCUGGUGGCAGGAGUGGGACAGGAGCACAGGUAUGUACCCAGCUACUUACCUGUCAUACAGAGAUAUUGCCCAGAGCGUACUUACUAGCAUUAUACACUCAUUGACUGACUGGCUGAAUGAUUGAUUGAUCAAAAGCCUCACUAUAUUGAUCAUAUACUCUGUGCCUAACCUUUGAGUUAAACAAGCCUGUUUUCAGUGUUCUGUAUGGAAGUAGUUGCAAUGAGGACAGGUGCCCACAAGGUGGCACUUAUUUCACUCCCAAAUCCUAAGACCCCCUCGACUUCUUGUGGCAGUGAUGGAAAUAAAUCCUUCCCUGUUUUUCUUAUUACAAUAUUAAAUGGCUUCUUAUACUGUGUUCACGUGCUAGUUGGAACUCUGAAAUGUCAGACUUGCUAAGUCAUUGUAGACAGAUGAUCCCGAGUUUCCCACUUGGGAAGUAUCAGAAUUAACCAAUGGGAAGAUCUACGCAAAUGACUUACAUUAUUUUUAACUCGGACACAUCCUUAUAUACUACAUCAUUUUACUCUUAACUUUAUUCAUGCAUUAUCUGUUUUGUCAAUUAUCUUUGUUUUUGUUAAUAAAGUCUUUGUUGUCAGGCUUGGUCGGUGGUGGAGACUGAAGGAAGCGAAGAACGGACUCUAUAUUAUUCCUCUGAAAAGACAACAGCCAGAGCAGGAAGAGGUCCAGAAUGGAGACGAGAAUGGGUGUAGCUGAUCUAUGUAUGCCUUAGCCUGUGUAUGAACAUUUAUUUAGAUUUUGUAAAUUAAAUUCUUUACACAAAUGCUAUUUGUAUUACCUAUCAGUUAACUACAGUAAACAGGG
Molecule: messenger RNA, 7064 nt
Organism: Coregonus sp. 'balchen'
Lineage: Eukaryota; Metazoa; Chordata; Actinopteri; Salmoniformes; Salmonidae
Source: the annotation of a GenBank genome assembly